GUCGAUAGCAAAAGCACGUUGCGCUCCGGUCCAACGUUUCAUUGCGAGUAUUUAAUCUGCAUGCCGAACGCGUCGAUCAAGACCUCUCGCCACUUCCUCGCGUAUACAGUAAAAAUAAUAACAUACUGUACGUGACAGUUAACUGUCAAAAAAACUCCAACCUCUGAGUGACAUCGUGACGUCGCGGUCAUCAUCCAUCGAGCAACCUUCAAGAUGUCACGGAAAGAGCAUAACUGAGGAGUGACUUCACAACCAUCCCAGAGCCAUGAACAAAGAAAAAAUUAUCAGUUAUGCCUUGGCGGCAUUCGAAUUGACUAAGAUGGUGCUGAUUAUAACCACGAACACCACAAUCAAGCUAGUGGACGUAGGAAAACGUGAAGUAACGAAGCAGUACUCUGACUAUAAGCAAGGCAAACGAAGUAUCGAUUUCGGGCCGAUCAAACAGCUUGCUGAAGACGUGAAGAGGUCUUUGCCAGCAGCCAAGUCGGAUGCAGGAGUAGCACCGGCGAAGCCACCAGCUGCCAAGCCGCCUCCACCACUCCCGACACCUCCCAAGAAGAAGUAAAUGUGCAUGUUGAUUCAUUUGAUAUGUGACAGUAUCAGUUUUUGGUUGGAAUAAAGUGCGUUUUAUAUGUCGAGAUGAGAAAACAAAAAAUAAUCCACGGAAAUACAGGUACUCGGAAGAAUGCUACUGAAAUUGAUUUUCUCAAAGUACAUCUUGAACGACAUUUUACGGGGAGUUCUAAAUUCGACCCUCACCAUUGGGAUCACAGAAACCGUAAGACGGUUGAAUGGGGACAAAGUUGUACAUUUAAGUAAAUGGAAAAUUUCGC
Molecule: messenger RNA, 833 nt
Organism: Acanthoscelides obtectus
Lineage: Eukaryota; Metazoa; Arthropoda; Insecta; Coleoptera; Chrysomelidae
Source: the annotation of a GenBank genome assembly